Messenger RNA from Stereum hirsutum FP-91666 SS1, 1892 nucleotides. RefSeq lists its product as uncharacterized. The transcript has 5 exons. The record is from RefSeq and is a predicted model, not a curated record. Lineage: Eukaryota; Fungi; Basidiomycota; Agaricomycetes; Russulales; Stereaceae. Bases 10 to 1596 code for a protein of 528 amino acids.
ACCACCACCAUGAUCACCCAUUUCGCCCGUCGCGCUCUUGCGCAAGCCUCGACGCCCGAGGUCGAGGUGGAUAUUAACAAUCUUUACGCCAGUGCUUUCCUUUCGCCCGUCGCAAUCUACGUUGCCUCGACGGCCUCGUUCCGUCUUUGGAAAGCUCUCGAGCACUACGAUGCGUCUCCUCUUGGGCUCAAGCCUAUGGACGAUAAGAAUGGGAAGUUGACCAGAAAGCGCAAGAUCAUGCUUGCGGUCAUCUUCCUUGCCAUAUUCGGCCUCGAGGGUGCCUUCUUCUACGGCGCCUUCACUGGGUCGGACACAGUCGUGAAUGGGUUCAUUUCUGCCUUGACGUUCUUUGUUUCUUGGGCUGGUUUUGCUUCGCCCAUCAGCUACAUGCUCUGCGAUGCUGUCGUUCGUCGCAUUCCGGGAACUAAGCGCGCCAUGCCCGUUGUCACUCCUGUCCGCACCCACAGGCGUCGCAGGUGGCUCUCUUCUUUGUUCUGCGCCGCUGCGGCUGGAGCCACCACGUACACCGGUAACAACAUCGCCUGGAACUUGGCCGUUACCGGGUUUGUCUUCCGUAUGGUCGCUACUGCUCCCCCUGCCAACCGUAAGGGAUGGACCUCCGUCCGUGGUAUGGUCAUCGGUCUUCUCUCCUACAUUACUCUCGUCCUCGUCCUCGUGGCCGGUCUCCUCUUCGUCGCCUUCCAGACCGAGGGCGGAAACAAGGAGUCGAAGUCCGAGGAUUCCGCUGAACUCGAUAUGGCGAUGGACGACGAGGACGCUCAGAGGAUGACCGGCUUCUCCAACAGCAUCAUCACCGCCUUUAUUGGUAUGCUCAUCGCCCUUGUCUACCGUGCUGAGGCCUUUAAGUCCGCCGCAGCUGUCCGUCUCCAGGAGUCCUCUGAGGAACUUCAGUGGGAGAUGCCUCCUGUCAAGCACCACCGUCGCUCUGAGCAACCCCAAGUCGAAGUCACUGAGGCCACCACUGAUGCUCCCGCUUCCGAGGCGCCCGUCGAGGGCUGCCGUAGGUUCAAGCUCUUUGGUCGCAAGGGCUCUUGUAGGAAGAACGGAAUGAAGCGCUGCGGCCGUGGUCGCAAGCUGCUCAAGGUCCCCGGUGUCAUCCUUCCUGCUUCCUCUACCGCCCCCGCUUUCUCCCCUCUCACCGCACCGAUCGCUACUCUCGCCCUUCUUACCUACAUCCUCGUCCAUCUCCCCGCUCUCCUUCUCUCUUCGGAGAACGCCACUUUCGGCUUCAAAUACCUCCUCACGGCUCCUGAAGUCGAGCAGGACAAGUGCAUGAAGAUCAUGCUCGAGGUCUUGGCUUUGACGCCCCCGAGGUUCUGGGCUGUUAUCCUUGUCCCUGUCGUCGUCGGUGUUGCAUGCGUGUUCAGGUGGAGCAGCGGUGGAAAGGAGAUGUGGACCUACGCGGAGGAGUGGGUUUUGGUCAAGGCUAAGAAGACUGAGGGUGAGACCGAGGUCGAGGCUGCUACCAUUCCCGUCGCCGCGGCUCCUGCAGGCGAUGAGAAGGUAGCUCCCCCGGCUUAUGAGGUCUUGUUUGAAGCGGAUGCGAAGGACGUUCCCGCGGAUAUUAAGCCCUAAAGCCUCAGGCUCCUUCAUCGUCACACCCACACUUCGAUACGCCGUUACUGCUGUCUUGGACGAUCUUCUUUUCUGAUAUGUGUUUUCUAAUAUCGUACUCUCCUUCCGACUCAUUUCUUGCUAUCAUCUCUUCCCGCAUUCUUCACGUUUUACUUCGUCUAGUCUUAAGUUCGGUUCGAACGUUUUGACUGACAGAGGUUAUGGGGACGGAGGUGCCAGCUUUUUGUACUAUUACUACUAUUCUCGUUAGUUGACUGGUUCGAUGGGUGAAAUUAUAUACUUGCUGUGUGCAGAAU